AUGGCUGCAUCGCCAUUGCGCAGUCCACGAGAAUGCGCUAGCCUCGGGACAGGUGCUGAUGAGAUGAAUUUAGAAGCUGUGCAGAGCAAUGACACACCAACAGCAGCAGCAGCACUGAUGCUUCCCCCCUCGGGCGAGCUCAUCCGAGCUGCGCGGCUGCAGAACGUCUGGGAGCAGCACCUGCGAAGUUUGUACGGCUACUGUGCUGUGCAUGCGUUGGAGUGGCCAAGCCUCACGGUCGAUUGGCUCCCCAAUCGCCAGAUUGAGUCUUCUGAAGUAGAUUACACUCUGCAGUACAUCGCAGUCGGUACGCAGGCAAGUGCUGAACACCAGAACUACGUACGCGUCAUGGGGGUGACGGUGCCCGUUGAGAUGGACGAGGAGCUGGUGUACCAGAAUCUUGUGGGGUGUGAAACCGGUGAUGUGGAGCCGAGGGUGGAAGAUGUAAAUGGGACGGAUGCGGAGGUUGGCUCUCCUGGAGGAUCCCGAAGCGUCUAUGGACACUGCGCUGUGGGUCAAACGCUCCUCAUGGAGGAUCCAGUGCUGAAGAUUCGCGCAAUGCCUCAGAUGUCGGAUGUUAUUGCUGUGAAGACGACGACAGGAUUUGUUGGUGUAUAUAGCCUUGCCCUUCGACCAGUGGAGGUGGCGGACAACGCGGCUGAAGGACCAACACAACCUGACUUGUGUCUCCGCGGCCACAGGACAGGUGGGUUCGCGUUGAGCUGGAGCACCGUAAAGAAGGGCUUUAUCGCUAGCGGUGCGGAUGACGGUCACGUAAAAUACUGGGAUAUUGGUCAUCGACUGUCUGCCUCAAACACUGCAGGUAACUCGCGCGAUAGACAUGACGUGCAGCCGCUUGGCCAACUGGCGGCCCACGCGGAGGCAGUGACGGAUGUGUGCUGGCAUGGCUCGCAGGGGCAUCUGCUGCUCACCGCUGGGAUGGACGGUGCAAUGCACCUGUGGGACACACGGGUGGGAGAGAGCGGCUGUUCGUGGCCCCGCGCCCAUGAGGGUGGCAUUACCGCCGCACAGCUGCACCCUGCCGCCACCUAUCAGGUGGCCAGUGCGGGUGUAGACGGCGUGCUGUGCCUGUGGGAUAUUCGACGCCACCAGAAGGAGCCGCUUGCCACACUGAAGUUCCACGAUGGCGGCAUCGCGGGCAUCCAGUGGGCCCCCUUCAGUGACACGGUGCUGACCACGUUUGGUGAGGAUGGCCGCGUGGUCGUGUGGGAUAUGGCGAAACGCUUUCUCUCAGCGACACACAGCGACGCAAAUCUGGCUCCACCGGAGGUGUCGUUCGUGCAUAUUGGGCACUUGGGGCGCGUCACGGAUAUGUCGUGGUGCACGGGACAGGGUGAUGAGUGGCUGAUGGCGUCAACAGACGUGAUGAAUGGACUGCACGUGUAUCGCCCGCUGAAGAGUGUGGUUCUGGAUUACAUCCAACCGUGA
This is a messenger RNA of Trypanosoma grayi, 1449 nucleotides long. Its product is annotated as histone-binding protein RBBP7. Gene Ontology annotation, biological process: regulation of gene expression. Gene Ontology annotation, cellular component: nucleus. Lineage: Eukaryota; Euglenozoa; Kinetoplastea; Trypanosomatida; Trypanosomatidae. The transcript has a single exon. Bases 1 to 1449 code for a protein of 482 amino acids. Gene Ontology annotation, molecular function: histone binding. The record is from RefSeq and is a predicted model, not a curated record.